Messenger RNA from Suncus etruscus (white-toothed pygmy shrew), 1344 nucleotides. RefSeq names its product frizzled-6-like. Gene Ontology annotation, molecular function: Wnt-protein binding; Wnt receptor activity. The record is from RefSeq and is a predicted model, not a curated record. Gene Ontology annotation, biological process: non-canonical Wnt signaling pathway; canonical Wnt signaling pathway. Lineage: Eukaryota; Metazoa; Chordata; Mammalia; Eulipotyphla; Soricidae. Gene Ontology annotation, cellular component: plasma membrane.
AUGGCUUUCAAAGCCAUCUAUAACAUGUUGGUAGAGUUAUCACAGGAGACUGGCUCUUCUGAGGGAAGAAUGCCAUGGUCCAGGGCUCACAUUUGGCAGAUUUUUGCAGUGAACCUGGACAAGCUGCCUAAUGUGGCAGCCACCAGAAGUUCCAGAUUGCAGUACUGCGACGAGACUGCUCCCAUAACUUCGGAUCCGCACAGCCUGUUUCCUGGUCCUCAGAAGAAGACAGACCAUGUCCCAAGAGACAUUGGCAUUUGGUGUCCCAGACAUUUAAAAACGUCUGGAGAGCAUGGCUACAAAUUUCUGGGGGUUGACCAGUGUGCACAUCUGUGCCCCAAUAUGUAUUUCACAAGCGACGAGCUUGAGUUUGCAAAAAGUUUUAUCAGGAUCGUUUCCAUAUUUUGCCUCUGUGCAGCACUCUUCACGGUCCUCACAUUUCUCAUCAACGUUCAAAGAUUCCGCUACCCAGAGAGGCCAAUUAUCUAUUACUCGGUCUGCUACAGCAUCGUGUCCCUCAUGUACUUUAUCGGAUUCCUGCUUGGCAACAGCACAGCCUGUAAUAAUAAGACCGACGACAAGCUGGAAACCGGAGACACGGUUGUUCUGGGCUCCCAGAAUAAGGCCUGCACCAUUCUGUUCAUGGUCCUGUAUUUCUUCACCAUGGCCGGCACUGUCUGGUGGGUGAUUCUGACUAUCACUUGGUUUUUAGCUGCAGGAAGAAAGUGGAGUUGUGAAGCCAUUGAGCAGAAAGCCGUGGGGUUCCAUGCCGUGGCAUGGGGUGUGCCAGGUUUUCUCACCAUCCUGCUGCUGGCCAUGAACAAAGUGGAAGGUGACAACAUCAGUGGAGUGUGCUUUGUUGGCCUCUACGACCUGGAUGUGUCCCGGUACUUCGUUCUCCUGCCACUUUGCCUGUGUGUGUUCGUGGGGCUCUCUCUGCUGCUGGCCGGCAUCGUCUCCUUGAACCAUGUCCGGCAAGUGAUACAGAAUGAUGGCCGGAACCAAGAGAAGCUGAAGAAAUUCAUGAUCCGCAUUGGUGUCUUCAGCGGCUUGUACCUUGUGCCCUUGGUGACACUUCUGGGAUGUUACGUCUAUGAGCAGAUGAACCGGGUCACCUGGGAGCUCACGUGGGUGUCAGGCCAUUGUUGCCAGUACCACAUCCCGUGUCCUCAUCAGACCUUGAAAGCAUUAAUGGCUGCUGAGGACAAGUACUCACAGAAAGAAGACAAGUAUGAGGAAGAGAUCAAGGCCCUUUCCAACAAACUAAAGGAGGCUGAGACUCGAGCUGAGUUUGCAGAGAGAUGGUUCCUAGUAAAGGAAACCGAAUGCCAAAGAUUUGGAUGA